This is a messenger RNA of Anoplopoma fimbria (sablefish), 2194 nucleotides long. It is a transcript of the gene fut7, whose product is annotated as fucosyltransferase 7 (alpha (1,3) fucosyltransferase). Lineage: Eukaryota; Metazoa; Chordata; Actinopteri; Perciformes; Anoplopomatidae. Gene Ontology annotation, cellular component: membrane. The record is from RefSeq and is a predicted model, not a curated record. Gene Ontology annotation, molecular function: alpha-(1->3)-fucosyltransferase activity. The coding region runs from base 412 to 1506 and encodes 364 amino acids. The transcript is spliced from 3 exons.
AUCAGUUGUUCUAUGAGAGUUGCCUAAGAGAAAAAGGAGAAGAACAGCAUUAUAUUCCCUAGAAAGCAGGAUUAAAUAAUUGUGGGAGAAUGUAGCACGAUGCGGAGUUCAUUUCAUAUUCAACAAUCUUCCAGGCCACACCUCAGCCUCCGUAAAAAGGGGCUGCGUUUCUUAGUUUAUAAGCGCUUCAAGAUUACAGGCUCCAACCCGCAGGCUCCAACCCGAAGUACUAUAAGUGGUAACUGAGGACUUUGGACAGACCACUCGUCUUGUGAUCAGAAAAAAGGAAGCUCCUUCACAAGUUUCUCUUGAGUCAAGGUUGAGCCGAAAACCGUCAUGGUCUCUGAUUUUAGUGGGUGGUGGUGCGUUUCUUCAUAGUGGAAGUCACAGACUGCUGAGUUGAAGAAUCUGAUGGGUUGUGAUAACAUUAAAAGGACUGUACUCAGCUCAAUGAAGAAGCGCCUCCUCCUCCUCUCCUUUCUCUGUGUUGUACCGCUGUGUCUCUUCAAUGGAUGGCCGAUAGGAUUCAAGGGACUGACAGCCAGGGAUCCCUCCACCUUCCAUAAAUGUAGCAACAGCAGAAACGUCACCAUCCUGCUGUGGUACUGGCCCUUCAGAAGGCCAUUCAGCCUGAAGGGUGACGUGUGCUGGGACCUCUAUCGCAUCCCUCACUGUAGACUGGUGGACCAGCGCUCCUUGUUCCCCUCAGCUGAUGUGGUGGUGUUCCACAACGGAGAGCUGGUGAUGAAACGCCAAGUUCUGCCCCUUGACCUCCCACGUCCACAGGGGCAGAGGUGGGCCUGGAUGUCCCUAGAAGCCCCUGUUUACAAUGGAAACUUGUUGCAGUAUGCAAAUAUCUUCAACAUGACCAUCACCUACAGGAGAGAUGCUGAUAUCACAAUACCCUAUGGUGAGCUGCUACCAAGGGAGGUUGAAGACCAUCUGGUUGAAGAAGUCCCUCUGAAUAAGAGCUCCCUGGUCUGUUGGGUGGUCAGCAACUACAGGAGUCUACACAGGAGAAGCCAAGUGUACAAAGAGCUCAAUGCCAUAGUUCCUGUAAAGGUUUACGGUCGCUGGACAAAGAGACGACUCUCCUCUAAAGCCCUCUUACCUACAAUCUCUCGCUGCUACUUCUAUUUGGCUAUUGAGAACACAGUCGCCAAAGAUUAUGUCACAGAGAAACUUUGGAGGAAUGCUUUCCAAGGCGGGGCAGUGCCUGUUGUCCUGGGACCGUCAUUAGACGACUACAAAGCUGUGGCUCCACCAAAUUCUUUCAUCCACGUUGAUGAGUUUGCAUCAGUCAAAGACUUAGGAAAGUAUCUACAAGAUCUUGCAGCAGACAAGAAACGCUACAGUGAAUAUUUUACUUGGAAGAAUCAGUGGAAAGUGAAACUGUACACAGACUGGAGGGAGAGACUGUGUAAGAUCUGCUCACAGUACAACAGUUUACCUCAGGAGAAAGUUUACACCAACCUAGAGGCCUGGGUCAAUGCUAAUAACACUUGAGCUGCAUAAAUGUGGCUCAUUUAGCACAUUAACAAAUGAGCAUCCUUGAGAUUUAGGGGACCUAAACCUAACCUAAUCUGCAACUGUGGAAACAUGUAUAUGUACAUAUAUGCAUACAACUAACAUGCUUUAACUACUUCAUAUUGAUAAUGAUGAAUUUAAUUAAACUAUAGUACUGAUAUCCUUAGCACUGUAUAACAAACGCCUACCUCUCUAGGGUCAGAGGAAUAGUUCUGUAAAGUCGCUUAAUCUCAUUCUUGCCUGAGAGUUGGGUAAAAUAACCAGAAAGGCUUUACCUUAAAUUGAACUCACACAGCACACUUUGAGGGCACUGACAUAAGCACAGCCCCAUACUUUCCAAUGACUCCCAGUCUUUGCAUUGUCAGCAUUUAAUUUUAAUUUAAGCAUUUCCUACAUUUUAAAGAUACUGUAAGAUUCAAGUCAGAUUGAUUUAUCAUUUGAACUGUAUGUAAUACAUUUAUUGUAUGAUGUCCUGUUCAUUUCAUGUCCAUCUUCCCUUGCAAGUAAAAACGAUGGUUUACAUAAAUAAUUUGUCAGUUUCAUUGCGGGGAAACACCUUGUACUACAUGAGGUAUUUUUUAGUUACCGAGGGUAAUGAUAGUUUGUUGAGAUCAAAGAAACUAUCAGCACUGCUCCUCAGACUCUUCUUCCAUAUAUGGUAGUAAAA